UUAAUGAUAAUAAAUAGGUAUUUUAUUUUAUUUUUAGAUCCAAUUGUAAAGAAACAGUAACUAGUCCUGGAUUUAGUUUUCGUAUAGCUCAAAAAGCUCGGGAAAUGAGGUCAACAACUCCAAACACUGAUGUAUCAAAUUUAUCGACAUCCUAUACUUUGGAAAACAGUAUAAACGGAAGCAAUAUAAUUAAUGGCAGUAAUACAUCAAGAGACAUAUAUGAUAAGAAGCGGAAAUUGAUGGAAACAUUAGAUAAUUUUGGAGUGAGAAAAAGAACUCGACAAGAGGUAAUAUAUAAGAGUGGUGUUGAUGCAUUUGUGAAUCGACGUCGAAGAACCAUAAGUGAAUCUAAUGCACCUGACCGUGUAAUGGUGAUGAAUGGACAUAAUCAUAGAUUCAAUCAACCUAUACCAACCGUAACAAAUUCUUCAAGUGUUAAUGUAGAAAACAAAAAAACUAAAAGACAAGGAGAUUUUGGAAUAAAUAUAUGUCAUCCUCAGAAGAAACCUAGAACUCGGAAUAAUGAAAUAUUGAGCUCUUAUAGUUCUAGCAAAUUUUUAUUAACGCCUGGUCAAAAACGACCUUAUCCAUCAGACCAUGAAGAAGAAUCACCAGAGCGUAAACAUUGUAAAAGCUGCACAUGUUGUGGAUCUACUGUCUUACUUCAGAAUGACCAGAAUACUUCCAACAAAAGUGACAAAACCACAGAAACUGACCUGUCUGAUGAUUUAGUAACAGUUGCAGCAAGUCGCAUAUUUAACAGAAGUGGUAAAACUCAGAUCAUUAAAAAAAUAUGUAUGAAAAGUAUACUUGAUGAAGUAUUUGAAGAUACUGAUCCUAUACCGUACACAAGUAUUGAAAAGCUUGAAGAAAAAAAGAAAAAAGCUCAGAAAAAAGUUAUUUCAAUUGAACAUAAUGAUAAGUCUAAUGUGAAAAAUGGCAACCAGUCUAUUGAUUCAGCUGCUUGUGAACCAUUACCUAAAAUAUCCACAUUUAAUGAAACACCACCAGCAGUAACUAAUGUAGUGUCUAUUGUGUCAAGUACUUCAUCUAGUGCUACAUUAAUUACAACAUCUACAGUACAGUCUUCAAUGUCACAAACAAUUGGUCUUCAAUCAUCUGAGAAUACACCUAAGAUAAGUGAAAUAAACAAAAAUAACACUUCAUUAAAAUUUAGUUUUGGUAGUCCAAUAGCUUCUACAGUAACAUCUGUUGAAGAAAAUCAUAAACAGACUAAUGCAGUUGAUGAGAAAGUAAUUGAUAAUAAAACACCAGAAUCUAUUAAUAAUACAUUUUCCAUUAAGACGCAAAAUAGUUCUAUAAAAAAUCUCAAUAAACAAAAUAAAUUUAUUUUGUCUCCAGAAACAAAUAAAAAUUUGCAAAAUGAAGGACAAAAUAGCUUUAAUAAUGACAAAGAUAAACCAUCAUUCCAGUUUACCAUUGCAGCAUCUAAACCAAGUGAAUCUGUCACAACUCCUGACAAGUCAAUAGAUAAUUCAAAGAAAGAAGCAACACCAUCAUUUACGUUUGGAGCACCCAAGGCUGAUAAAAAACAAUCAACACCUGUAAUGCAAUUUGGUGCGCCUAAAGAUAAUGAAAAACAACCAUCGCCUGUAUUGCAAUCUGGAAUACUUAAAUCUGAUGAAAAACAAACAACACCUAUAAUGCAAUUUGGUGCACCUAAAGUUGAUAAACAAUCAACACCUAUAAUGCAAUUUGGUGCACCUAAAGUUGACGAUAAACAAUCAACACCUAUAAUGCAAUUUGGUGCACCUAAAGUUGAUAAUAAACAAUCAACGCCUAUAAUGCAAUUUGGUGCACCUAAAGUUGACGAUAAACAAUCAACACCUAUAAUGCAAUUUGGUGCAUCUAAAGUUGAUGAUAAACAAUCAACACCUAUAAUGCAAUUUGGUGUACCUAAAGUUGAUAAUAAACAAUCAACGCCUAUAAUGCAAUUUGGUGCACCUAAAGUUGACGAUAAACAAUCAACACCUAUAAUGCAAUUUGGUGUAUCUAAAGUUGAUGACAAGUCUUCAACUCCUGUAUUACAAUUUGGUGCAUCAAACACAGAUGUUCAUCAAACAACUCCUAAAUUGCAGUUUGAAGUUACGAAAGGAUCAGAGAAUCAAACAUCUACACCAUUAUUCUCGUUUGGUAAUAAUCAAAAAUCUACAGAAAAUUCAAAAUCUACUGAUUCUGUAAAAUUUCAAUUUGGUCCUCCAAAGGCUGAUAGUGUACCCUUAACAGAAUCUACAAGUGUAGUUUUUGGGUCAAAUCCACAAAAUAAGAAUCUUUUUAAUUUUGGUAAUACAAAUAACAUAACCUCACCUACUGGUAAUCCUCCUAAAUAUGAUGGUACUGCUGAAAAAACAACACCUAAAUUACAAUUUGGUGCUUUGCCAACAUCGGCAUUUGUAGUGUCUACAACAGAUCAAUCAAAACCUCAAUUUAGUACUUCUGUUACUCAAUCUACUAUUAACCAGGGUCCUAAAUUAGUUUUUGGUAGCCAAACAGCGGAUAACAAACCAACAGCUUCUGGCAUGGGUUUUGCUAGUAAUACAGCAAAUCCCAUUUUUCAAUUUAAUAAUUCUGGAUCAAAACUUGGUGAUAAACCUUCAGAGACUCCAAGUAGCUCUUUUCCAUUCACUUCCAACACAACUGCUCCAGCUUUUGGAGCCUCUGAUAAACCAGCAUUUCAGUUUAAUGCUCAGAAAACAGAAGAAACAAAAACCCAGUUUCCAACUUCAACUUUUGGAUCUCAAAAUACAAGUGCUCCCUUUAAAUUUGGAGGAAAUGAAAAACCUGCUUCUUUUGGAACUACAUUUCCUUCUUCUAACCAACCAUUACAAUUUACAAAUAAUACCGAGAAAACAACAGAACCAUUCAAAUUUGGAAGUACAGUUCAAACAAGUAAUGCAUUUCAAUUUAGUGCCAAUAAAGCUGAUAAUGGUCCAGUAAAAUUUGGUCAAGCUUCAAAUACCUUUGCUACAUCUGGGUUUAGUGGCUUUGGUAAUUCAGCACCUCAACAAACCACCACAUUUGGUACUGUUCAACCAUCGCAACCCUCUCCAUUUGGCAACAUUACUUCCCCUAAUGCUGCACCUACAUUUGGUAGUGUAGCUUCAUCUCCACCUAAUACAUUUGGAACAAAUCAAAGUUUUCAGUUUGGUAGUGCAAGCAAUGCUCCUAGUAGUUCAUCUACAUUUGCCUUUGGCAGUAAUUCACAACCUACUAAACCAGAUGGUGCUUUUAGUUUUAACGCUGCAUCUACAACAACUUCACCAUUCCAAUUUGGCCAAGCCCCAUCAACACCACAGUUUGGAGGAACACAACCAAACCAAGGGUCAUUUGGUUUUGGAUCACCUCCAAUGUCUACAACUGGUAUGUCAGGAUCAAGUCAACCAUUAUUCUCCAUGGGAACAGCUCCUGCCGGCGAAAGACGUAAAGCUAAAGCAGUUAGAAGACGACAAUAAUUUAAUAAUUAUAGUUUCAAUUUUUUAUUAAAAUACUCUCAAUUUAAAGAGUUUCAAUAUUUCAUCUUCAAAAAUACAAAAACACUGUAGUAUAUCUUAUACACCAAUUUGACGAUCACAGUAAAUUAGAGAUGUAAAUUAAAUUUAUAUACUUAAAAACAAUUUCAAAUUUCAAUUAUUUAUCAACAAAAUAUUAUGUUAUUACUUCUAUGGAUCAUUUAUUAUUUUGCAGUAUUAAUUUGUUUUAAUUUGCAAGUAUCUGUUUUAAUUUAGUUUUUAAUAUUUAUUUGAAUUGUUUGGUAGUACAGUUCUUAUUGACUUGCUUAUUUUAUAAAUAUUGUACUUCAAGUAAUCAAAUAUUUAUUUUAAAAAUUAUUAAUAUCACAGUGUACAAAUUAUACAUUGUAUGUAAUAAUUAUUUGAGUUAUUUAACUUUUCCAACUAUACUAAUUAAUUUACAUGUCAUUUAAAAUCAUCUGCUUCAAUAAUUGUAUACAAUUUUUUUUGAGACUAAACAAACAAACAAAAACUUAAUAACUAUAAAUACAUUUAUAACUUUAUAAGUUUUAUUAAACAUAUCUUCCAAACUACUCAUAUUUAGUUUUUUUAAAUAAAAUAUUUGUGUAUUAUAUUGUAAAUUCUUAAAAAGUUAUUAUUGUUUCUUGUAUGCUUUUGUAUAAAUAAUAAAUUUAAAUGUUAAGAUUUUAAUUUGUUAUAAGUAUUUUUUUUUCAUCUGUGUAUCAGUGUAAGCUAUUACAUUUGAAAAAUUGUAAGAUUUAAUAUUGCCACAUCUACUUUUGAUAAUUUUAUCACAUGUAAAUAUAUGUAAAAUUUGUUAUGUUUUUUAAUCUA
Molecule: messenger RNA, 4325 nt
Organism: Aphis gossypii (cotton aphid)
Lineage: Eukaryota; Metazoa; Arthropoda; Insecta; Hemiptera; Aphididae
Exons: 8
Coding region: 105-3473 (1122 amino acids)
Source: RefSeq, a predicted model, not a curated record